Molecule: messenger RNA, 615 nt
Organism: Pleurotus ostreatus (oyster mushroom)
Lineage: Eukaryota; Fungi; Basidiomycota; Agaricomycetes; Agaricales; Pleurotaceae
Exons: 5
Coding region: 1-615 (204 amino acids)
Biological process (GO): endocytosis
Cellular component (GO): clathrin vesicle coat; membrane
Source: RefSeq, a predicted model, not a curated record
AUGGACGACGAAAUUGAAUCCAUCUUGUACAUUGCCAGAGAAGUAUCAGUGUACAAAAUCCCCCCAAUGAAGGCCAACGAAGGCCAUCGUGCCAACGAAUGGGGCGAUCUCAGCCAGCCACUGUGGAAAGGCAGGUUGAGGAUUAUGGAAAGGUCAUCCGGAGUCAAUAUUGUGUUCGAAGAUAGCCAAACUGGUGCGCUAUUUGCAAGUGCAGCCUAUGAUCCAAAGAAGCCGUGUGUCGACGCCGUCCUAGACUCUUCUAGAUACUUCGUCGUUCGCGUUGAGGAUGGCGGUAGGAAGGCGUACAUAGGCAUGGGUUUUGCUGAACGCUCUGAGAGUUUUGACUUCAAUGUUGCGUUGCAAGAUUACACCAAGCGAUGGAAGGCAGCUCAGAACCCUCCUUCAUCAGAGUCUGACCCAGUAACGCAGGGUGAAUCACCUCACAUCCCACCUGGCCCGAAGAAAGACUAUAGUUUGAAGGAUGGCCAAACCUUUUCGAUUUCGAUUCCUGGUCGCAACAAGCCUUCAUCUACCUCUCAGUUGUUGAACUCUUCAUCGUCAACCUCGACGAGCAGUGGUAUUCCCUUGCUGCCUCCGCCUCCAAAGCGUGGUUAA